AUGGGUUUUAAAAUUUUACGCAGUCAAAGUAGUAAAAAAGAGCCUACUGAUUCCGGAAGAAAGCCUGGUACGGUAGCGGUAGGAAAGACAGAGUUACAGGAAUCAUAUAGGCUAUCGAAACGGAAUAAGACUAGGAUGACGAUCUGUACUUAUAACGCUAACACUUAUACGCUCGCGUCGAAAACGGCCAUCGAAGAUCUGAUGAUGCAAGCCAAGAAGAUUAAGUACUACGUCAUCGGACUGACAAAUACGAGACGACGCCGCCCUCUCGACGCCGUAAAUGAAACGAGAGAAGAACUGUUCUUAGGAACAUGCGACAGUGGAGGUGUUGGUGGAGUUGGCGACCUCGUCAACACGGGUAUGGCAAAGAACAUAGACUCUUCUGAAAAGCUGACGACCCGAAAUAGACGACUGCGGAUGAGAAGAUGUGGUCCAAAAACAGCUUUGACUAUCUUCGUCGCUUACGCUCCAACAUCAAGCUACGAAGAAGAAGAAGAAGUCGAAGCUUUCUACGUGCACCUGGUGAAGUUCUACCGAGAAGAUCAUGCCUUCUACAAAGUCACAAUAGGCGAUUUCAACGCCAAAGAAGAACGCCUGAGGAACUUCACAUCGGGACCUACGGCCUACAGUGGAAUGAACAGGGGAGACUCUCCGAGUUCAUCAUGA
This is a messenger RNA of Necator americanus (New World hookworm), 666 nucleotides long. RefSeq lists its product as uncharacterized. The coding region runs from base 1 to 666 and encodes 221 amino acids. NCBI's taxonomy places the organism in Eukaryota, Metazoa, Nematoda, Chromadorea, Rhabditida, Ancylostomatidae. The transcript has a single exon. The record is from RefSeq and is a predicted model, not a curated record.